Molecule: messenger RNA, 3842 nt
Organism: Halichondria panicea
Lineage: Eukaryota; Metazoa; Porifera; Demospongiae; Suberitida; Halichondriidae
Exons: 11
Coding region: 152-3688 (1178 amino acids)
Source: RefSeq, a predicted model, not a curated record
UUUCAGACAUUGGGAAAUCCCCAGGGUCUUUCCACUUUUGUAUAAAGCCGGCCAAGCGGCAAGAACAACUUGAACAGAUACAGCACUUUUUAGGCAACAACGAAGAUCUUCCCAAGCACCAAGGAUCAUCUACAACCCCUGAGUGCCCGCUAUGGCUACUAACCCUAACCCCAUACCUGGUCUAUUUGCAUCGAGUAUGAGUGAAGCCAAUCCCACUCACUGCCCUCUGUGCAACACCCCUGUCGCCGGUAGCGACGGGCUACAGCUGCACUAUCUCACCAGUUGUGAGAGCUAUGAUAGACUGUCCAAUGAGCAACCACGCCCCAAACCAACAAAUGUCACACCCCCUUCUGCUCAACGUAACACUUUUGAAGAUGUGCAGCAUCACCCCAAACAAAAUACCACACCCCAUUCCUCUCAACGCAAUAUGUUUGAAGAUGAGCAGCCUCGCUCUAUGCCAAGUGCCACACCCCCUACCAACACCUUUGAAGACCCAUCCUCCACACUGGAAAAUGUGGGUGGGACUGGCGGGGGUGUGGCUACUCCCCCGAGUGGUACUAGCACCGUGCAAUUCAUGUGGCAGCCGCUGACUGAUAUAUCGUAUCCCGACAUAAUGCUCUUAGCUUCAUUCGAGCCCGGUAGUGUUUCCCUUAAGUUGGACUCUGACGGAGGUCACUAUGUCUCAUCAACUGUGGCGAUCCCCAAUGGGACUUACGAGGGACAACUGGUAAUCGGAGACAGCUUCAUCCAUCCUGUCAAAAAGUUCACUGUCAACAAUUCUAAUGACCUCAUCGUACUCCAGUUUGAUGUGGAGCAAGGCAAAGAGUCGUCAGCUGACAGUGAUUUGGGAGUUCCUCGUUACGGUACUGGCAAUAUGCAACAGAACCCAAGCUACAGUGGAGUAUCGAGCUACUCGUACAGUAACCCCACCUACAGUGGGUAUAGCCGCCUGCCACAGGACCUUGGUCACAGUGGGGGAGACCAGGGGGGAUCUGGUGGGAGGCACUUUACUGAUAUCAGCAGUGGUUUUGGAUACUAUGACGGUUAUCGAACGGCACCAAACACACCACAAUCCACUGUUCAAGCUCGAUUGGUCAGACACACCACCGCUACCACACCCAGCAGCUUCGUACCCACAACCAGCCACCCUAGGACCACACCCCAUUCCACUACCACCUCUGUGAGAGCUGCAGACCCCCUAUCAAGGACGACUGCACAAAUGGACCCCCCACGAAGCACACACAUCACUACAAGUUCUGAGCCCCCACCGCCAAGAACAACACAUAUCACUGCGAGUUCUGAGCCCCCACCACCAAAGACCAUACCAGCCUCUGGGAGACUCCCCACAGUGGACCCCCCACGAAGAAGCACACACAUCGCUGCGAGUUUCGAACCAGGGAGACCUCCCGUAGUGGACCCCCUACCAAUAGGAGCACCCGGUGUUUCACCAACCCCUCAAACUAAACCAUUGUCAAAAGCAAGUACGUCAAAAACAAGCUCACGAAGGAGUGGUAACCACGGAAACCGAGAGCCUGUACGAUCUGUUUCGGAGUUCAAUGUGGGAGAGCUGAGAAAGGGGGAGGAGUUUCCAUCUGAUAUGAAUGUGUACCAGCAGCUGUUAGAGGGCGUGACUACCGAGAGAGAUGAACUGAAACAGAGUCUGGAACGUGUGAAUGCUCGUUGGGACGGGAAGGUCAAACGUCUGGAGGCUCAACUGGCUCGUAUGAGUGACAACACGGCUAUUGGGGGGGACAACACACAAGCUCUACAAGAGGCUCAAGACCGGAUCACCAUUCUCCAACGAGAAGUGGACACUCUGAGGACAGAGAAGGACACUACAUCGACUGGUUCAGCUGACCUGGAGAAAGAGCUCCAGGAGCUCAAGGAUAGGAACACUGCUCUGGAGCAUCAGCUCUUGGAGUAUGCCGAGACCAUCAAUGAUCAGUCAAAGUACAUGCGUAGCCAGGGUGCAUCUCAGGGUUCUGGAGGAAUGAUGGCUGAUCAGGACUUGAUCCACAUAUCUGCUUUUGCCAAGAAACAACAAUUGGAGCAUGCUGAAGCAUUGGCUGAACUCCAAACAAAAAUCUCAUCAACGUCAGACACCAUUUCCAAUGUGCAAUAUACGAGCAUGGGGAUUUCAGCAGAGAUAGAAGAGUAUCGAGUGCAGAACGAGAGAUUUGUGCAGGAACUGGCCCGGAAAGAUGAGGAGAUAAGAGUGCUGAAACUGGGGAGAGGAGGAUCACAAAAUCGACUUGAACUUGAGUUGGCCACAUUGCGAGAGAAAGUGAGUGCCUACCAGGAGGAGUUUGAGAAUGUAACUCCACUCAAAGACGAAAUUGAGCACCUCAGAGAACGCACAGCUCAGCAAGAAGAGGAGAUAAGACGACUAACUGCAGACAACCGAGACCUCACCAGUCAGUUCCAGACACUUCUUGAUAGCUCAGAGAAAGCUGACCCUGAAAUUGCUCGGAAAGCAAUCGAGUACGACACUUUGUUGGCACGAUAUCAUGACUUACAACAGACACGAAUAGGCCUUGAGAAUGAGGUUCAGCCCUUACGAGAGGAAAGAGCAUCAAUGCUUCGUGAGAAUGCCCUAAUGCGAGAAGGAAGCAACCCUGAGAGCUACAGGAAAUUGAGGCUUGAAUACGACACUCUGAAAGCUCGUUGUGAAGAAGUUGAGAGUGUGUUAGCAAUGAACGAGGAUACAAAUCGUGAGAUGCAGACAAAGCUCAAUGAUGCUACUAACCCCGAUAUGCUUGUCAGCAUCCAAAGCAGAAUGAACAGGUACAAAUUGGAAAGAGAUCAGGCCCGCACGCAAAUAGAAGCUCUUGAACAGCAGUUAGCUGUUUCUGAGGUUGGAAGACAAGAAGCCAUAGAAAAUUUACGUGAAGCUACUGAGCAAUCUGAGAGAAUUAUAAACGAGUUCCAGCAAAAUGUAGCCCGGCUGGAAGAGGAGCAAAGUCGCACAGACGACAAAAUUUACAGAUAUAGAGAAGAGCGAAACCAGUCGAAAAAGAGAUGUAAAGAUAUCGAGAAACAGCUUGCAGAUUGGAAAGGGUUAAUUCUUAAAUCACCCCAUUUUCCUUCAAGCGACCAUGACGACCAGUCCGAUACAGCCUCUUACAGCUCCCCUUACCCCCCUAGUGACCAAACAGGCUCUCCUACCAGCGACUAUCACCCACAAGCAUACACAGACGAUCAUCACUUCCGGCCUGAAGACCCGCAAACAUCUCAGCUCGAAACUGAUUUAGCUUCUCUAAAUAUGGAACCUUCUAAAGCACAUCGAAAGCGUACAACAUCAGGCAGUCGAGCAAAGCAGUACAAAGAAUCAUCCUCGUUUGAAAUGGCGGACGUGAAGACGAGUGAAGGUACUAAAGUUAUGAGCAUCGGUAGACCUCGUGGGGCGUUGAAUGCCAAAAACAAGCCGAGGGUGGUGAUCAAGAGGGGGGAGGAGUUUGAGCAGGGAACACUGAUGUUUGUAGGGGAGGUAUGUGGAAAGGAACUGGCAGGAAUACAAAUGGACUGUCGGGUAUCAAAGCCCAGUGGGUCAGGGGCAAGCAUCUCUUCUGGGGACAACGAUGGCACCUGCAAGAAGAAUGGGAAGAGAUAUUUCAAAUCACCUAUGGGCUAUGCUCUCUAUGUGCCAGUGACAAAGGUGUUUGUAGAAAUGGAGUCAGCUUACGUCUAACUGUUUUAUAGUCAUAGUAAUAAGUAUUCGUGUUUCUUUUGUUGUUUGUUGUUGUUUUUGUUUGUUGUUUGUUACAAGUUUGUUUGAACUGGCGGGCGUUAUACGCCCUUGGAGGUAUAAUUAUUCAUAAUUAUGGUGUUCAUUAUUACUUUUG